Messenger RNA from Antrostomus carolinensis (chuck-will's-widow), 1233 nucleotides. Its product is annotated as heterochromatin-associated protein MENT. Lineage: Eukaryota; Metazoa; Chordata; Aves; Caprimulgiformes; Caprimulgidae. Gene Ontology annotation, molecular function: serine-type endopeptidase inhibitor activity. Gene Ontology annotation, biological process: negative regulation of endopeptidase activity. The transcript has 7 exons. The record is from RefSeq and is a predicted model, not a curated record. The coding region runs from base 10 to 1233 and encodes 407 amino acids.
GCUGUAUCGAUGGAGUCUCUCUCAGUGACAACCAACAGCUUCACUGUGGACCUUUACAAAAAACUGAAUGAAACUUCCAAAGGCCAAAACAUUUUCUUUUCUCCUUGGAGUAUUGCAACUGCUCUCGCCAUGGUCUACUUGGGUGCAAAGGGUGACACUGCAUCCCAGAUGGCUGAGGUUCUUCAUUUUAACCAGACUGCAGGAGAAAGAGGUUCAUCUGAGACAACGAGGCCUUCUCCGGGGAGACCAAGGAAAAGAAAGAUGGACCCUGAUCACAAGCAAGCUAAAAACAUCCACUCUGGCUUCAAAGAGCUCCUGUCUGCCAUCAACAAACGCAGAAGCACCUACUUGCUGAAGAGUGCCAACCGACUGUAUGAGGAAAAGACCUACCCGUUACUGCCUAAAUUCUUACAGUUCGUUACAAGCUAUUACAGUGCAAAGCCACAAGCUGUAGACUUUAAGACAGCUGCAGAACAAGCCAGAGCACUGAUCAAUACAUGGGUUGAAAAUGAAACUGAGAGGAAAAUCCAGGAUCUGCUGCCUGCAGGAUCUCUUGAUUCUCGCACUGUACUGGUCUUAGUAAAUGCCAUUUAUUUCAAAGGAAAAUGGGAAAAGAAAUUUCUGGAGAAAAAUACUUCUGAGACACUCUUCAGACUGAGCAAGACCAAGACUAAACCAGUACAGAUGAUGUUUCUGAGAGACACGUUUUUGAUACACCAUGAAACAACCAUGAAAUUCAAAAUCAUUGAGCUUCCAUAUGUGGAAAAUGAACUCAGCAUGUUUGUUCUCCUACCAGAUGACAUCAAUGAUAACACUACUGGUCUGGAGCUGGUUGAAAGAGAGCUGACCUAUGAGAAACUGGCUGAAUGGACCAAAUCAGCCAGCAUGAUGAAAGCUGAAGUGAAUCUGUACCUGCCCAAGCUGAAGCUGGAAGAGAAUUAUGACCUUAAAUCCACUCUGAGCAGCAUGGGGAUACGAAAUGCUUUUGACCCUGUUCAGGCUGAUUUCACAGAGAUGUCAGCUAAGAAGGAUCUUUUCAUUUCAAAAGUUAUUCAUAAAGCUUUUGUGGAGGUGAAUGAAGAAGGUACUGAGGCAGCAGCUGCCACAGGUGUCCUGGUGCUGAGAUCAAAACCACCAAAAAUGACUUUUAAAGCUGACCACCCCUUCCUCUUCUUCAUCAAACACAACAAGUCCCAAACCAUCCUCUUCUUUGGCAGACUCUGCUUACCCUAG